CAUGAGGGGAAUAAUAUCACUCAUUGCCCUUUCCUUUUGUGUGGGGAGUAAUGGUAGUUGUCACCCAAAUUCAUUUCGAGGGUUGGAACCAUGGAUUCUGAUCGUCUCACAAAUCCUUCCAAUAAUUCAGCGUCUGUUUCGAGACAUAUUACAAACCCACUAAACGUAGAUCAACCAGUAACGUUUAAGAAAUCGUGGAUCCAUAUGCAUUCAAACGUGAAACCCAAUACGUUAUUGGUUAACUCUCCCUUCUUCCUUUUUGGAUUAUAUUGCUGGGGUUGGGAGUUCUUAACCGCUCUCCUCCUUUUUAGUUGUUCCCCCUAAUUAAGCUUCUUCUUUCACUAUUUUUUCUUUCCUUUUUUUUUUUCCCAUAGAAGUUAGAAGUAUUUACAUCGGAUUGAACAAAAAGGUUGUUCUUUUUUUUUUGUUGGGGAAGGGGGUUAAUAGUAAUAAGAAAAGAAUUGUAAAGGGCAAAUCGGGAAGAAAUGUCCCAACGAUCGGUGCCGGCGCCGUUUUUGACGAAGACGUAUCAGUUGGUGGAUGAUCCGGGGACGGAUGAGGUGAUAUCGUGGAGUGAGAGUGGCAACACUUUUGUGGUGUGGAAACAUGCAGAUUUUGCUAAGGAUUUGCUUCCUAAUUAUUUUAAGCACAAUAAUUUCUCCAGUUUCGUGCGCCAGCUUAACACCUAUGGAUUCCGAAAGAUCGUGCCAGACAAAUGGGAAUUCGCAAACGAAUAUUUCAAGCGAGGCCAGAAGGAGCUGCUCUCCGAAAUCAGACGCCGCAAGGCCUUGCCUCAACAGUCACCACAACCGCCGGAACCGGGAAAAUCCGUUGCCGACGGUAACUCUCCAUCAAAAUCCGGCGCCGAUGACGUGGGGUCCACCUCUACCUCUACCUCGUCCUCCGGUUCGAAGAACCCGGGAUCAGUGGAAACGACAGCCCCUAAUCAACUAUCGAGCGAGAACGAGAAACUGAAGAAGGACAACGAAACGCUGAGCUGUGAGCUGGCACGUGCGAGGAAACAGUGCGAUGAAUUAAUAGCGUUUCUGAGGGAGCGUCUGAAUGUGGGUCCCGAUCAAAUCGAACGCAUCAUGCGGCAAGGAAGUGGUGGAUGUAACCAAAACGCGGUAGGUGAAGGUGGAGGAGAGAGUUUGAAACUGUUCGGUGUUUGGUUAAAAGAGGAGAAUUCUCCAGACAAAAGAAACAACCAAAAGAGGGCCCGCGAAGACCCAAUGGGCUUUGGUGGGCCUGGCGUUAAGGAGUCCAAGACCGUUGUUGACUUUGGUGCCGUAAAUGUCAUCAUGAAGAGCAGCAAGGUUUGCAACUGAACAAUAUUAAGGUCCUUAACUCGCCACGUAGUCGUAAUCCAUUUAGCAAUUUUCUUUUUUAAACGCAAUUAAAGGCAAAAGAGGCUAAUGCAAAAGGAAAAGGAAAAGGCUAUGCGAUAAUCGUGGUUGGGUGAAAAGACCAGAUACGCUAGCUAACCUCUUCUUCCUCCACAUACCCACGCUGUGUAAUUUUUAAUGUAGGUCAAUGUUUCUAUGUAUACUGAUAUUGGAAAAGCAGAUACUGAUGAUGAUCAACGUGUGGCUUUUUAUGUCAAUGAAUAUAGUGGUUAUUUGACAGUAUUCUGUUU
Molecule: messenger RNA, 1636 nt
Organism: Abrus precatorius (Indian licorice)
Lineage: Eukaryota; Viridiplantae; Streptophyta; Magnoliopsida; Fabales; Fabaceae
Product: heat shock factor protein HSF24-like
Exons: 2
Coding region: 486-1328 (280 amino acids)
Biological process (GO): regulation of transcription by RNA polymerase II
Cellular component (GO): nucleus
Molecular function (GO): DNA-binding transcription factor activity; RNA polymerase II cis-regulatory region sequence-specific DNA binding
Source: RefSeq, a predicted model, not a curated record